ACUGCGCUACUUUGCAAGUUGUUUUGUCUUGUGGCUGUUCUCAGGGCUCUGAAGCAGUCAGGACCAGGAGAGAGAGGGAAAGAGAAAGAUGAGCAGAUGAAUUCAUGCACAUAUAGUAUUGCUGUGAAGUCAACAAAGCACAGCACAGAGAUUUACAUACAUCCAGAGAGACUGGACAUUCACUCUUCAGAGAUGAACAACUCUACAGUGAACUUUUCCAAAUAUGGAACAAACUCCACAACUCAGUCCUUUGAAGUAGUGACCAUUCUGGACAUAUGUGUGUACAGCAUCCAUUUCUUGUUUGGCCUUCUGACAAACUGUUACGUUUUAUGGCUCAUCAUCAACAGAGCAGGAGGUGGAAUUGCAUCAGAGUUCUUCAGGAUCAAUCAGUGUAUUUGUGAGAUUGUUUUUUGCCUGAAUUCCUUGUUCUGUUUAAUCUGUUAUGAUUAUCCUUGGCUUUCAAGACUCUUGGAAUUAACAUGGUUUUUAGUAGGUCUAGGCUUCACUGGUCGUCCUCUGUUUCAGAGUCUGAUCUGUGUUGAGCGUUACCUGGCAGUGGUUCAUCCUGUAACAUUUCUGAAGUUCAAACCUCUCAGAUAUAGAGUGAUCUGCUGCACUGUGGCCUGGAUAAUAACCCUUGGCUCUUGUUUUUGUUCUGCUGUCUGGCUGUUCUCAGAGCUCUGA
Molecule: messenger RNA, 684 nt
Organism: Onychostoma macrolepis
Lineage: Eukaryota; Metazoa; Chordata; Actinopteri; Cypriniformes; Cyprinidae
Product: C-C chemokine receptor type 5-like
Exons: 5
Coding region: 97-684 (195 amino acids)
Biological process (GO): positive regulation of Rho protein signal transduction; phospholipase C-activating G protein-coupled receptor signaling pathway
Cellular component (GO): membrane
Molecular function (GO): G protein-coupled receptor activity
Source: RefSeq, a predicted model, not a curated record